CUGACAGGAGGUGUCAUGGAAUCUGGACUCGACUCUCAAUGAUUAUAAAAUCAUUGUGAUAUUUAUUGUGACUCUGGUGCAAUUAGUUAAAAUUUCGAACUUUCUCGAUGGAAUGAGAGGAAAAAAAUCACCAUGAACGACAGUAGUAUUCCAAUAGUUGAGCCUACGGUAGAUUACACAAAGGUGCCACCGAUUCAUCAAAAACGUACUGUAUCAUUUAUAAAUCAUUUUGUAGUGAAUACAGUCUCGUUUUUGAAUAAAUUCGCGUUAAAUUGCGAAGAACGACUUUUUGAAUUUGAAAAUAAACUUCAGAGGGUAGAAGCUGCUCUGGUAAUUCUUGAAUCUCGACUCGCAUCAAUACCAGGUCUGGACUCGAAUCUCCUUGAAAAACCAGAUGAACUGAAAACCUGUGAUCCUAAGAAUAUUGAGACUGACAGUAAACCACAGACAGUAGAACCAGAAAAUCGAGAAGUUCCAGUGGACAUUGAUGAGCCAGAUAAAAUAAUCGAAGAAGCAAAAAUACAAGCGGAGCCAGAAGUGCCAUCCCCAGAACUUCAAUCGAUAAAUAAACACCCACUCUAUGAAAAAUACUUCAAACUGGUGAACCUCGGUGUUCCAAAGCCAGCUGUGAAGUUGAAGAUGACUCAGGAAGGCCUCGAUCCAUCUCUCCUCGAUGAUCCCCAACGACAAGUACCCAAAGCUGUACCAGACGCACCUCAAACCGAAUAAAUCAAUCACUUGUGUAUUUUUUUACUCAAUGAAAUUAAUAAAUAAUGAACAGAUAUUUAUAAA
Messenger RNA from Fopius arisanus, 792 nucleotides. RefSeq names its product Coiled-coil domain containing 53 (gene CCDC53). Gene Ontology annotation, biological process: exocytosis; actin filament polymerization. Gene Ontology annotation, cellular component: WASH complex. The record is from RefSeq and is a predicted model, not a curated record. The transcript has 4 exons. NCBI's taxonomy places the organism in Eukaryota, Metazoa, Arthropoda, Insecta, Hymenoptera, Braconidae. Bases 133 to 729 code for a protein of 198 amino acids.